UUAAAAAGAAAAUCACAGUGCACUAAAUUCAUGCGCUGUAUCGUCGCACAUAUUUUUUUACUUCAUCAUGGCUAACCUUUGGUUGCCAUGGUAAUCGAAGAGGAGGGAACGACGCGACACAGUGCAUGAAAUUACGGUGCGCAGAAUAACUGGUAGCCGUCCUCUUGAGUCGUGUGUUCUCCAUUUUUCAUCAAUAUCAUGACAGGAGCCAAAAAGAAAAGUGAAAAGGGAGGGAAGAGUAAAAAAGGCGCCAAAAAGAGUGGAGGUAACCGCAGCCAAAUCAUUCUUGAUGGUGUACCUCUGGCAGCGAUGACUCGUGAUCAGCUGGAAGGUCACGUUUCCAGGCUGCGUCAGGAGCUGGACCGGGAGCGAGAGGAACGAAGCUUCGUGCAGCUCGAGCUGGAGCGCACGCACCGCCUGUGGGAGGUGGCGACACAGUCCCUACUGCACGAGACCAGCAAAGCAAGGUUGAAGGACGCAGAGAUGGCGGCUGCGGAGGAAUAUCACCAGCAGCAGAUCAAGGUGCUGCAGCACAAGAUGAAGAAUGUCAUCGGAGAGCACCAAGACACGCUCGCUGAUUUACAGGUGGCUGGUCAAAAAACUCUUGGCAGUUUACGAGAGGCCAACCAGCGAGAAGAAGCCAUGACGAUGAAGCAGCUGCAAGAAGUUCACGAUAAGAUGGCCGAGUCCGAAGCCCGCUACCUCACCACCAUUGCCAACCUCAAAGUGGCCCAGGCUCGGGAACUGCAAGAAGAAAGAGAGAAACUCCGAGCUGAAGUUGCAGCCAUUAGCAGGAAACACGACGCGAAACUCGAGGACCUCACAGAGCAACUCGAACUCAAAUGCAAAACAGAACUCGAACUGCAGGAGGCGCGAAAAAAUAAGUUCCUGGAAGAAGUGCUGGAAACACAGAAGGAGCGGAUCAUGCAACUGAAAGAAUACUACACAGAAGUUACUGAAUCAAAUACCGCGGAAAUUGAACGACUCCGGGCUAGCAUAGAGGAGCAGGCAUCGCGGGAGGGUGCUGUGGAGCGACGCAUCGCCGCAGUAGAGGAGGAGCGGUCGCGCCUCCGCGUCGAGAACCAGUCCUUGCUCCAGAAGGUGGCAGACUCCAGCAGGGCGCAGCAGCGCUCACAAAAUCUCGAGCAAAAUCUCAAGAGCAGCAGCCGCCGCGUCAAGCAGCUGACGGCCGAGAAACAGGAGCUGCAGUGCACGCUUGAGACGCUCGUGCAGAAGUCGGAGCAGCUGGAGGGUGAGCGCGACCAGCUUUACGAGCAGCUGGUGACGGUCGUGGGUGAAGUCCGGCAGCGCAGCGAGAUGAGGAAUCUCGUCCUGGAGAACAAGCUCAUCCAGCUGUCAGACCAGCUGGAGAAGCGCGAGGCCGUUCUGUCUGAAGUGUUGGCAGCAACCAGCAUGGAUCCCGUCUCAGUGGCACAGGUCACGAGGCAACUCGAGGGCAUCAUACAAGAGAAGAAUGAGAGCAUCUCCGCUUUACGCAGUGAAGUUGCUUCUAUCAGGCGCCUGUACACCGACCUCCUGGACAACGAUCAAAGUCGCAGCAAGUAGCUGGCAGCGCUCGGUCCAGAGAUCAGAAAUACAUUGAUUUUCUAGCGUUAAGAUCGAGCCUCCAACAUCGCGCCAAUCACAUCAGAUUGUGUACGAUGAAUUCCUCGAGACAUCAGUAUAGUGACGGCGAUGCGAGCAAGAAAUUAAAAACUAGAUGAGCCAGAGGCACGCAACCGAUGUUACUGCUGGAAAACAGUGUUGUAGUAAAGGUGGUUGUAGCCGAUAAUCAAAUUUUCGAAAAGCCUUAACACUUGUCAAUAAGUAGCGAAGAUUGUUUUAGUGUUAACAUAGAGCCUUCUGCCUGCCGCUUUGUGCAAGCGGCGUCCAAAUAAAUAUAAAUUCAUUUCGCUUCAGCCCAUGUCCAAAAAAUCUUCACACAGAGAAAUAAUAUUUAUUUACAAUCAUUUGACAAUCGAAACAUUCUAAAACCGAAUAGAAAAGCGGGCGACUAUCAAUUAAGGUUUCAUAAUGAUGUCCGGCACGAUGCAGGACUCUACGAUUCAUUAAUUGCACAGAAAACGAAACAAUGUAAAUAAUAGAAGCCGCAUAACCGCUAACUAAUGGCACUGACCUCAUUCAUGGUCUAGGCUCUAGACUCUAGAAGCUAGCAAUUAACACUGAUAAUUAAUUAUUCAUACAAAUUCAGGCACAAAAAUUUCUAGGUGACUUAUUUUAUGUACAUUCUUGGUGCUCUUGAUGGAUCAUUGAGUCCCAAAAUCGUUACUUUGAAAUUACUAAAUUACUUUGAAUUCAACAAACGCGAAGACCAAACAUUAAGUAAAUGAACGAUUUUGUUAGAAAGUUCAGAUCACUCGGGGGUCAUGAAUAGUGAUCCAACUUUUCAGAAAUUAUUUCACAGUAUUAGAGUAUAAAUGAAACUCUGCAGAAUAUUUAGUACAUCGCAGAAACUUCGGUCUAUCGAUAGGCUCCUCCAAAAUCUAAAAAUAUUCCCCUGAAUUUUAGCACUCGUCAGAAUCAAACGGCAAGCAAAGAAAAAAAUGAAAACGAACUUUCAGCAUAUUAUAGAGCUUAUACGUUGUGUGACAAGGUACCAAUUAAGCUCUCCUUUCACGGUACAAACUUAAGCUUCAGUAAAUUUGCAGCAACAUAAACGCCGUUUAGAUCAUCCGUCUUUAAAGUCAAGACUGGCGUCUCUCAGUUGGUAGGGCUGAAGUGGUUGGGGUAGAGAAUCCUUGUGUGCAUCUCCCGUAUGAGCGGCACGGUGUAGGCGACCACCUCGUCCCAGCCAGGGUGUUGCCAGGCGUCCUCACGGGACUGCUUGCGAUGGUCCAUGUCCGAAUAACCUAGUUAAUCAAACCGGAAUGAAAUCAAUGCAAAGCAGUGCUUUCUGGGUUUUCAACUUUGAUAACCCCAAGUAACUUAUCGGGUGUUCGAAACUCCACCAAGAAUCUUUCCUAGAAGUGGAGUUCAAUUUAGCUAUAGAUGACUAUGCUAAAACUUUGUAUCUUUUUUAUCUCCGGACUGAUCAAUUUUUUUCUACUGGACAGAAAGUUGUAGGCAUAUAGCAAUACCCCGACUCAAAGGCGGUAAUCGUUAGUCGUAGUCGAGAACGAUCAUUCGUAUGAAGGAAAUUGGAUCAUACAGUUUCGUUAUGAAAGUUCAUCCAAAGUAAAAUAUUUAGUUCCUCAUUACAAUUACUACUGUCAGGUCUGCCCAUAAGGAAGAAGAAAGCGAACAAUUAGUACAGUAGGUCUAACAGUAAUUGUGAGGUAACCCUCGUACAUCAUGUAACUAAUAAUCUAGAGAAAUAAAGACAAAAUUAAUUGAAAUCGGUGAUGAAAAAGGUCGAAAAGCCAUGAGGCAUUGCAAAGGUAAUUAAGGAAGGCGGUGUUUAACUAAAUAAGCAAAACUAAAAAAAACUCUGCUAAAACCUUCAUGAGCAGAACUACAGCUCUGAAGUAGAAUGCGUCUACAAAAGCUACAACAGUCAUGCCAAAACUGUUCUGAGGUGCAAAAAGAACACCUUACCUCGAACACACGGCCUGCGUCUACAGCAGCUGCUGCAUGACACUUUUAAUUCACAUAUGUACAAUUGCAAUACCCAAGUUUCAAUUCCCUUAAUGCUAUGCCAUCAAUUAAGUUAAGGAAUUUUGCAGAAUAACGUAACUCGAGGGCGAUUUUUGUCUCAUUUACCCGUUGAGUUCUU
Hyalella azteca is the source of this 3733-nucleotide messenger RNA. RefSeq names its product dynein regulatory complex subunit 4. Gene Ontology annotation, cellular component: microtubule; motile cilium; Golgi apparatus. Lineage: Eukaryota; Metazoa; Arthropoda; Malacostraca; Amphipoda; Hyalellidae. The record is from RefSeq and is a predicted model, not a curated record. Gene Ontology annotation, molecular function: microtubule binding; small GTPase binding. Gene Ontology annotation, biological process: cell motility. The coding region runs from base 199 to 1566 and encodes 455 amino acids. The transcript is spliced from 13 exons.